This is a messenger RNA of Aspergillus bombycis, 1035 nucleotides long. RefSeq names its product sulfurtransferase. Gene Ontology annotation, molecular function: thiosulfate-cyanide sulfurtransferase activity. The coding region runs from base 1 to 1035 and encodes 344 amino acids. Gene Ontology annotation, biological process: transsulfuration. Gene Ontology annotation, cellular component: mitochondrion. The transcript has 2 exons. The record is from RefSeq and is a predicted model, not a curated record. NCBI's taxonomy places the organism in Eukaryota, Fungi, Ascomycota, Eurotiomycetes, Eurotiales, Aspergillaceae.
AUGGCUUUUGCAGCUCUUCGCCAUUCGAUUCCUUCCCCCACUCGCCUGCUUCGUCCGACCAUGUCGACCCCUUCGCAAGCGCGACUCCAAUCCCAAUGUCGCCAGGUUUCCUUCUCCUCAUACCUGGUUUCUCCCAAGGAGCUCAGUGAGGCCCUCAAGAAGAAUCCUCCCACCAAGAUCUCGACUUCACCGCGUGUCGUACCCCUGUGUGCUGCAUGGUUUAUGCCCAAUGAUCCGGAAGGCCGCAAAGGGAUUGACAUUUUCCGGAAACAUCGCAUCCCUCAGGCUCGAUUCUUUGACUUGGAUGCGGUCAAGGAUGCAGAAUCUCCGUAUCCGCACAUGCUUCCUACCGCGGAGACAUUUGCCGAUGCGAUGAGCGAGCUUGGCAUCCGGCGUGACGACGAAGUGGUGGUUUACGACACCGAAGAGCUUGGAAUCUUCAGCGCCCCCCGUGUCGGCUGGACCCUGCGAGUAUUUGGACACCCUCGGGUUCAUCUCCUGGACAACUACCGAUUGUGGGUGCGCGAAGGGUACCCGACAGAGACCGGGGAACCCCAGCAAGUGGAACGGACCAGCUAUCCGGUACCUAAUUACGAUUCGAAACUGGUGAUUCCGUACUUGGAGUUGAAGGAGAUUGCCAAAGAGCAUAGGAAAGAAGGUUCCAAAGAAGUCGAGAUCUUAGAUGCGCGAUCUUACGGCCGCUGGGCGGGAACGGAUCCCGAACCACGCCCGGGAUUGUCUUCAGGCCAUAUUCCUGGCUCCAAGAGCUUGCCUUUCCAAGAACUACUGGACCCGGAGACGAAGACUUUUCGCUCAAAAUCUGAGCUGCGCAAAAUCUUCGAAGAGAAAGAAAUUGAUGACUCCAAAUCGAUCAUCAGCUCUUGUGGCACUGGUGUGACGGCUACGAUUAUUGAAACCGCCUUGGGCGAAGCAGAAUACGGAGAUCCUAACCUUCGGAGGGUGUACGAUGGAAGCUGGACUGAAUGGGCACAGCGUGUCAAGCCCGCUGACGGACUGAUCAAAAAAGUGAACUAA